CUCAAAGAGGUUCUUUCUUAUGAGCUUUGCAGUGUACCAGUCGCACUUGUACAUCCUGAUGGCAGCCUCAGGAAGACGACAAAAAGCACCCUAAUGCAUGUACUUGAAAACAAUGUUACGUGUAGAUCAAGCCUGCCUUCAUCACAGCACCCUACAGCAUGUCUAAUUGAUGCGAUGGCUCUUAUUCAGAUGGUUAAAUCAGCAAGGUCUGCGACAUUUAGCCAGUUAUCGCAGAAAUACCAAGACAUUGUCACUAGUAAAUUUCAUCAGAACAGUCACACCAGAGUAGACCUAAUUUUCGACCAAUAUAGGCCUGUCUCAAUUAAGGCAGGGGAACGCAGCAAGAGAGGAGAAUCAGGCUCGUUUGAAAUUAACAUCCACAGUGGAUCCACGCCAGUACCGAAGCAGUGGUCAAAAUAUAUCUCAAACCCAAAGAACAAACAAAACUUAGCCGCCUUUCUCUGGGAGUCGUUAACAAAGAACUUACCGGCAUAUUUAGGCCCUCGGCAGAAGGUCGUCCUAGGAGGAGGAUUCAAGGAUGGAUUAAAAGCAGUGUGUCUAACUAGUGGUUCCGCAGUUGUUGAGCCAAAUCUACGUUCAGAUCAUGAAGAGGCAGAUACAAGACUUCUGCUUCAUGCCAAACACGCUGCAGCCACUCAUCCACGCAUUGUGAUACAAUCACCAGACACUGAUGUUGCCGUACUUUCAGUAGCACAUUUUUCAGAUUUAAACUGCCAGGAACUGUGGUUAAAAACAGGCGUCAAAGACAGACUGAGAUACCUACCUGUCCAUGAGAUUCAGGCUUCCCUGGGGGAAUCUCUUUGUAGAUGUCUUCCAUCGUUCCAUGCACUGACUGGUUGCGACUCUACGAGUGCCUUCUCUGGAAUAGGGAAGAAGAAGGCGUGGAAGGUACUGCUGACGAAAGAACAGAUGCAACGUGAUCUCUGUACUCUAGGACAGAAUCCUGCCAUACACGAGCCUGCGCAGAAGGCUGCUGAGUCUUUUAUCUGCUCCCUUUACACUUCUGCGAAGAACUUUUCAAAUGUAGACGACGCUAGAUAUUUUCUUUUUUGUCAACGAAAUUUGAAAAGUGAAGACCUGCCACCGACUUCAGAAUGCUUGUCUCAUCAUAUCAAGAGGGCUAACUUCCAAGCCUUUGUUUGGAAUAGAGCUUUGGUUCCACUUCAGAACAUUCCCUCGCCAGAUGAACAUGGAUGGAAGCUGGAAAAUGGCAAGCUAUUCCCUGUUCUGAUGACAAGGAGUCCUGCCCCAGAAGGCAUGACGGAGCUAACAACAUGCCGCUGCACAACUUCAGAAUGUAAACGUAGUUGUUCCUGUAGGAAAAGUAACCUCCCUUGUACGGAGGCCUGUUUAUGUAUGGCAGAUGAAGGAUGCUGCAAUCCUCUGAAUGAAGAGUUGUUGUCUGACAAUGAUUCUAGUGCCUCUGACACUGAGUGACAGUUGUUGUUUUUUAUGUCAGUCUGCAAAUUACAUGUACUUAUCAGAUCAUUACCUCUCCCGAUACAGAUCCGAACAACGGGCCGAUAAAUUAAGGUUUUGACUGAUGUUUUACAAUUCCGAUUCAACGAUUCUUUAGUAUGCGACAAAGAUUGGUAAAGAUAGCAAAUUUCUUAGGGGGUAAUUUUCAAGACCUAAGUGUUUGUAAGACAGAUUAUCAUCAGUGGUUGUAGUUUACACGUAACGAAAUUAAAACAUGUUGCAAACUGGUAUCUUUUUGACUUACAAAAUGACACCACUUAAAAAUACCUACUGCUUUCACAUUGUGAAGAGCUGUUGCCAGUACCUUUCACUCGCAGUCGUCUCCCUUUGAAUUUCAAAGAAUGACUGACGGCAAGAAGCUUCCAUACCUAUUGUUCCACAUGUGGUCGUUAGCUCAAUAAACAGAAUCCAGUCUCUG
Molecule: messenger RNA, 1918 nt
Organism: Pocillopora verrucosa
Lineage: Eukaryota; Metazoa; Cnidaria; Anthozoa; Scleractinia; Pocilloporidae
Source: RefSeq, a predicted model, not a curated record